Spodoptera littoralis (African cotton leafworm) is the source of this 1080-nucleotide messenger RNA. NCBI's taxonomy places the organism in Eukaryota, Metazoa, Arthropoda, Insecta, Lepidoptera, Noctuidae. The record is from the annotation of a GenBank genome assembly.
AUGCCAAAAAUUAUCGAGUUAACAGUGGAAAUAGAUGUACAGAGGGUAUCAUGUCCGGGAGUGUGGUUAUGCCAAGAUGGACGAGUCUCCCUCACAGUGUUUGCGCUGGGAACCAGCUACCAGACCUGUCUACUGCCUCCCAUCUUCCCACUCAUGUUCAAAGACAUCUUCUACUUCCGCAAAAGAUUUCAAGAAUCAUGCGCAUUGAAUAACAUUUGCUGUUUGUUAAAGGAAGAAACAAUAUACUGUGAGCUGGUGCAAUGGUGUGAUGACUGUGCUUCUAGUGAGUGUGUGAUCCUGGCUCAGUACCUGGGAGCUUUGAACGAUGUGCUCUUCCCGCCCAACAUGUGCUCCAACGAUGGAGUGGAUCUACUCAUGAGGAGGGCUAAGGACUUCCCUGGUAUACUAUCUCCUAAAAUCGAGAUAGCAACAAAAGUGCGUAUAGAUGAGGUUUGGAACCAAACUCACCCCGUGCCUUCGACGCUGAAAGUUGCCUGUCAUUGCUCGCCUCGCGACGAGGCUUCCCGACAGAGGCAGGUUUGCCAUUCUGCCCGGUACCAUAGGAACAAAUGUUUGAAACACGCGAGGGGGCCAUCAGGACCAAGGUCAGGAUCACGGUCUGGGUCCUCGGGCUCGAAGUCCUGUUGCAGCCUGACGCAGAACGAUGCAGAGUAUAUCAAUUGUGACUGUCCUAUUCCAAUACCGAAAACUGGUAUGAUGACCUGCCCACAUAAGAACUCGCAACGUCGCAGCCGUUCGCCUUUCCGCGAGUAUUGUGUCUACAAUGUACAAAAUACAGAUACAUGGAUAAACAAACCGUUCAUCGGUAGUAAUGAUACCGAUUCUUAUGAUGAUCAUACGAUAAGAUCAAUGGGCAGCACUGAGAAGCCGUACUCCAACCGUCAGAAAGAGGAAAAACACACAAAAACUAUCCUAGAAAGCAGAUACAUCGACCAUGAUAGAUACACAAACGCCAGCACACAGGACUAUGCGACAAAACAUUUUAAAACUAAAAUAACCCCUUGUGUAUGUGAAAUCUGUAAACGAUACCAUGAACUAUUCCAUACAAACAAAGGAUAA